AUGGUGCGAGAUAACCAUACCACAGUGACAGAAUUUGUCCUCAUGGGACUCACAGACCUCCCUGAGCUUCAGCGCCCCCUCUUUGUAGUGUUCCUGGUAAUUUAUCUCAUCACGCUAGCAGGAAACCUCGGCAUGAUCCUGCUCAUCAAGGCAGACUCUCGGCUGCACACCCCCAUGUACUAUUUCCUCAGUCACCUGGCAUUCAUUGAUUUUUGCUACUCCUCUUGCAUUGGGCCCAAGAUGCUGCAAAAUUUAUUGGUGAAGAAAAAGACCAUCUCCUUUUCAGGCUGUUUUGCUCAGUUGUACUUCUCCAGUGCAUUUGCAACUACCGAAUGCUUCCUCUUGGCCACCAUGGCCUAUGACCGCUACAUGGCCAUCUGCAAGCCCCUGAUUUAUACAGCAAUUAUGACACAGCGGCUCUGCAAGGAGUUGGUGAUAGGAGUCUAUACCUACGGCUUCCUGAACUCAGUAGUACAGACAGUGCUGACGUUCCAGUUGUCUUUCUGCGACUCCAACGUGAUUCACCACUUCUACUGCGCUGACCCCCCUCUCCUUGCCCUCUCGUGCUCAGACACCCACAACAAAGAGAGGCAGCUCCUGGUCUUUUCUGCAGUGAACUUCACUGGAUCCCUCCUCACCAUCCUCAUCUCCUACGUCUGCAUCCUCUUUUCCAUUAUAAAAAUCCAGUCUUCCCAGGGCAAGUGCAAAGCGUUUUCCACCUGUGCCUCCCACCUCUCCGUGGUCAUCAUCUUCUAUGGAACACUGUUUUUCAUGUAUCUGCAGCAACCAAGAGCAGGGAAUUCGUGGAAUUAUAGCAAAGUGGUCUCUGUGUUUUAUAGUCUUGUAAUCCCCAUGUUGAACCCCCUGAUCUACAGCCUGAGGAAUACAGAUGUAAAGGACUCUCUGAGAAAGAUGCUAGAGGGCAAAGCUUCAUGGUGA
Molecule: messenger RNA, 939 nt
Organism: Jaculus jaculus (lesser Egyptian jerboa)
Lineage: Eukaryota; Metazoa; Chordata; Mammalia; Rodentia; Dipodidae
Product: olfactory receptor 1030-like
Exons: 1
Coding region: 1-939 (312 amino acids)
Biological process (GO): G protein-coupled receptor signaling pathway; sensory perception of smell
Cellular component (GO): membrane
Molecular function (GO): odorant binding; olfactory receptor activity; G protein-coupled receptor activity
Source: RefSeq, a predicted model, not a curated record